This is a messenger RNA of Didymodactylos carnosus, 1164 nucleotides long. The record is from the annotation of a GenBank genome assembly. Lineage: Eukaryota; Metazoa; Rotifera; Eurotatoria; Philodinida; Philodinidae.
AUGAGUAUGGAUCCUUUAACACUUGAACAAGUUGGAAACUAUGCUAAUCGUUGGAAUUAUGCUGAUAAUUAUUAUGGUACAGGAUCUGAAUCCUAUUACAGAUAUCCCGGAUCUAUGAGUACAUUUCCAUUACCCAAUUGGAUGACACCUGAAUCGUCUAAAGCUGUUUCUCAAUAUAACAAUUGGCAUCAUUCAAAUGCUCAUGGGCAACCAGCACCAUUUUCUAGUACAUAUCCACAUUCACAUCAUUUUUCUAAUUUUCAAAAUUCUUAUUUUCCACCUACACCACCAAAAGAUCAAGAUUUAGAUAGUGGAAAAUUAAAUUCGAUUACUAACACUGAUUCGAGUAAACAUUCAUCAGAAUUAUUUAAUACAACAAAUAAUUCAUCAAUAAAUCUUUCAACAACAUCCUCAAAUCCUUCUUCACCCUAUUCAUCGCAGACACAACAACAUGAUAUUUCAAAUAAUUGGGCAUUAUUUAAAGAUCCACUCAAUUCCUUAUGGCCAUUAAAAUCACCUAAUAGUAAUAAAUUAUUAAAGAAAAAACCUAGUCAAGAAGGUCGAGAGUGUGUAAAUUGUGGUGCAAAAUCAACCCCACUCUGGCGACGUGAUGGUAAUGGAAAUUAUUUGUGCAAUGCUUGUGGUCUCUAUCAUAAAAUGAAUGGACACAAUCGACCACUUAUCAAACCAAAACGAAGACUAUCUACAGUGAAAAAGAGUGGUGUACAUUGUUCAAACUGUAAUACAUCGACAACAACACUUUGGAGAAGAAAUGGAAAUGGCGAAUCGGUUUGCAAUGCAUGUGGAUUAUAUUACAAAUUACACAAGGUAAAUCGGCCAAUAUCAAUGAAGAAAGAAAAUAUUCAAACGCGUAAUCGUAAACCAAAUUCAAAACGUAAAGAUAAAGAUCAAUUUCCCUAUUUAUUAAUGAAGAAUGAAGAACUUGGAAAUUAUUAUCGUCAUUAUCAUCAGUCACACUCAGCUGCACAGUAUUCAUCAUCAUCAACCAUGUCCGCUCUAAACAGUUUGCAUCCAUUGGCUGCUGCAGUAGCUGCUAAUUUUUCAACAUCAUCCUUUAUUUCACCAUCAAAACAAUAUUUAUCGAACGACAAUUAUUUAUCAACUAAUCCAUAUCUUAAAAAUACAUCAUUUCUUGGCACUUAA